Anguilla rostrata (American eel) is the source of this 7408-nucleotide messenger RNA. It is a transcript of the gene stard7, whose product is annotated as StAR related lipid transfer domain containing 7. Lineage: Eukaryota; Metazoa; Chordata; Actinopteri; Anguilliformes; Anguillidae. Bases 759 to 1982 code for a protein of 407 amino acids. The transcript is spliced from 8 exons. Gene Ontology annotation, molecular function: lipid binding. The record is from RefSeq and is a predicted model, not a curated record.
GAAGUUGAAAGCGCAUGGUCAAUGUUCAGCUAGCCUGUGUAUGGAAAGCAUGUGAGGAAAUGGGGUUAGUAAAAGCAAGUCUGUUAACCAAAUAAUCUAUAUUUAUAGUGCAAGAUAAUAUCCAUGAGCGUUUAGCUCGUAAACAGUUCCCAAAUUUACUAGCUGCAUGCUACUAACGGAUGUUACUGAUCUUUCUAAUCAGCAGUAAACAAGCUAGUAUCUGUAGCUAGCCUGGCUAGCAGGUUUACAAGCUAAGGGGUUUGAACGAUUUUGCAAGUGUGAGGCUAAGCUACUAAUGCUAUCUUGCAUAGAUAUGUAGCUACUGAGUUGAAUCCACGCGACAAAUUGGAGGUUGUUUUUGAGUAAUAAGGUUGUUGUCGAAGUGCUACACCUUUUGUUGAGUGUUUUAAGCAGCAGAUAUUUAGCACGAGGCGUGUGUUGUUUACCUUGCGUGCUAGCUAGCUAACUUGCAAGUAGCUUUUUUGCCUUUUUGCUUGUGACUCAUAACUGUCAACGAGCCACGGUCGUUAGCUAGCUAGCUAGCGUUUGCAUCCAUACCAUGCUAAUGUGUUAACUGGCUUGAAAUAGAUUUCUAAUUUUAAGCGUUUUGGCAUUUAAUACAGCUGAGCACCUAGUAAUGUAUUGCUAUAGCUAACUAGACAAUUACUCUAUUUAAUUGUAUUUAAUAUCUACCUUCAACGCCAGACCGCUGAUAUAAGCUGGUCUUUAGCCUCAGAGGGUGGUGUACACACACAGCUAUGUUUCAGUCUGUCCAGAGACGCCCGAUCUGCGGAAUAAGGGCGCACACGGCUCGGCUUCCUGGCCUACACACAGUUUGUAGUGAGGGUGUAGGGAAGGCCAGUGGUCCUGUAGUUAAGAGAGCAGCGGCAUGGCUGGGUCGACGUAUGGGUUCCGUGCUCUCUUGGCUGCACAAAGCAGGAGUAUGUGCAGGUGAAACGGGAUCAGAGAAGACACGAAAAGGCAUGGUGUCCUUACUUGCAAACCAGUGCAGUUUCGUUACGGGCCAGAGGUUCAGACGCGCUUGGCAGAUAGGUGAGCUCUACUCGAACCUGUACUCCGAACGUUCCCGAAUGAGCCUGGUGAGCACGCUGUGGCGCCGCUUCCAAAGCAAACACGCGCGCACUAGCAAACUAGUUGCAGCGCUGGCUGGAGUCUUCAUGUGGGAAGAGGAGAAGAUUAGAGACGAAGAGCUAAAGAGGUGUGCAGGGGAGCUGCUCGCCGUAGAAACGGUGAAGAGUCGGGGCACUUCCCGGGAAACAACCGCUGAGCUCCAGAAGGACGGCUGGGAGGUCGUCAUGGAGAAGAAGAACUUCUGGGUGUGGAAACGGCCAAUUCAGAACAGCCAUUUGUACGAAUACAAAGUGUUGGGAACGUACACAGACAUCACCCCGAGGCAGUUCUUCAACGUUCAGCUGGACACUGAGUACCGGAAGAAGUGGGACGCCCUGGUGAUCAAGCUGGAGGUGGUGGACCGAGACGCCACCACGGGGUCCGAGAUCGUGCACUGGGCCACGCACUUCCCUUAUCCGUUGUAUUCGAGGGACUAUGUGUAUGUGCGGCGCUAUGAUGUGGAUCCAGAGAACAACCUCAUGGUCUUGGUAUCCAGGGCUGUGGAACACCCCGCUAUUCCAGAAUCCCAGGACUUCGUCAGGGUCCAUGCUUACCAGUCUAAGAUGGUGAUCCGUCCGCACAAGUCCUUCGACGAGAAUGGCUUCGACUACCUGCUGACCUACAGCGACGACCCUCAAACAGUGUUUCCUCGGUACUGUGUCAGCUGGAUGGUGUCCAGUGGGAUGCCGGACUUCCUGGAGAAGCUCCACAACGCGGCCCUGCGUGCCCGGAACCAGGAAGUGGGGAUGCAGGACUACAUCGGUGUGGUCAAAACCAAUGACAAGGCCUCCCCGCCCAACCCAGACCGCCUCGGGGGGGAAAAGGCCCACCCUGGCCAGAUGUACGCCUGAACAGAACCAGGGUGCGGAAAAUGUGGGAGGAGCCUCUUGAUCGCCACCACUCCCACCAGCAUCCCAUAAAAGGGCUUCUUUUUUUUCAUUUUUUAUAAUGGUUUGACUUUGUGUUUAUUUUGAAUGAAGUUGAUGGACACGUACGAGGAAUGCAGCUCCCACCUUUCUCCGCCUCGACACACAAAUCCAGAGGAAACGACCGUGCUUUUCUGCGAACAAAAAAGCGCUUGAGACCUUGCAGCGCAGCCUCCCGAGAUGUUCGGGAAGUCUGGAGACUUCAGAAGGCUUUUGGAGAUGAAAAAUGAUUGACCCAAAAGUAUCAGGACUUCUGCUUCUCUGCAUAAAUGAAAGACUCUUUCUUUCGCUCUCUCUCUCUCCGUGGCCUGAAGCCGGCUGCUUGCUCCGCACACACUCCGUCCCCACCUCCAUCUUGUGGUUAGGCGGCUGGAACAGCGGUUUCUCAUCUUGCAUCCUGGUCUCACUUUUGUCUCAUUAACAUUUUUUUCAGUUUUUUUUUUUAAACAAACAUUUCAUAGUAAUCAAGUGGUAUCGGGUCACAUUGACAGCUUGGUUACGGGCUUCAUUUCUGUUACAAAUCACAGCAGAUUGUGGGGGCAAGGGCAGGGAAGGGAAAAAAAACAAAAAAAGCAAGCGUAAUCAAAUGGACCAGCCGUUGGGAGUCUCGCUCGUCCGCGUGGGCUGACGCUCUAGCCGGCCCGAAAGGCGUGAGGAGCGCUUCCGAUCCGCGCGUUUGUGAAAGCCGAGUUUUUGCCGUGGAAACGUCGUCCCUGACCACGGGGACGUGGAACAGCUCUGUCACCCCAAACGGCCUUCUGUGAACACCGGCCCCCUCUGAAGGGGGGGAGGGGGGGGGCGUGUCUUACAGCAACCGCAGCUUCCUCAACCACAGCGCCUUCUCCACUACCAACACACCCCCCCGCGAACGCGCUUGGACUCGGAAAAGCACCACUCCGACGUGCGGCUGCGUCUUCAGCGGCUUUCAGAUGGCUUCUUUUGAGCUUUCGCCGGCUUCUCCAGUACACAGCUUUUACAGAAAUAUUUCUGCUCGCUGUUUGAAGAUUUCUACAGGUUGACUCUUUUUUUUCCACACUCAUCCUCUUCCCCUCCCUUGUGUGUAUUGAGCUAUGUAUUGAGCACUUGGGUUUAAAAAAAUAUCAGUUAAUUCCGGUACUCGUGCUCGCAUGCUUGUGUGUCAUUAACGCAAAUUAAAUCAACUCCUCUUCACAGAAGAGCUCGAGUGAGCAGGUAUGUCACUUCCUGUGCAGACCGCUCGUCAGUCUUCUGCUCGUGAGCUGAACACGCGUGACUGACCCGUUUUUCUCCUGUUCUCACGCGCGGAAAUGUGAAUUCUGUGUGCAUGAAUCUCGCUGGAGUAGGCUACCGGCAACCGUGUCCCAGCAUCACGGACGGGGCUCGUGGCAGUUUUGAGCAGUUGUGCACUUGGGGAUAGAGUUCGAGCACGGGUGGAGAGAAGAAUGUCUGUGUCAAAUGCACUUAAAGGACUGAAAAAUCCAUGACAGAAAAUGCUACUGAAAUGAUGAAUUGAUUGAAAUAAAUCACAUUUGUUACUCCUUACCUCCUACGUUGUGUCCAGGUGUUGACGUUUGAAUGAUUUGUUGACGGCAGGAGGUCAAAUUUGAGUCUAACAUCUGAUUCAACCCCCCCUCUGAUUUAUGAAGAUGUACUGAUUUUUCCAUCGUAAGUGUCUCGGGGGGACACUAGUAUCUUGCUUUGUUGCUGAAUAUUCUCUCCUGGCAUCAACUGUCAGAGCACACUAGCUCUUAUGUGUGCAUGCUUAUAACAUGCUUAGAGCCUGUGUUCUCUGCCUUGAGGUGAGACGUUUGGGGUAGGAAAAAUAUUUCAUAUCUUAUAUGGAAAAGGCCACAUCCAUAAGUGAUUGGCCCUUGACGGUUACAGGUUUUGGCUUCCAGGAAAUAAGAACUUUCAUCGAAUUUGCACCUUCAGCAGGUGCGCGGUGCCGUUUUGUGUGGGUUCAGACUGCUCAAGCUUUCACCGUUUACCAGUGGCGCGUCGGUCAUGUUUUCUGCGUUUUACCCACGAUUCCCUAUAAAAUGAGCCGACGCAAAAUCAGCUGCCACAAAAAACUAAAUAAACAUUUUGAGACCGAAAUGACAGCAGAGAGAUGGAAACACAGAGGAAAGAAACGGAGUUUAAGAGAACCUGCAUUUCAAUGUAAAUUCUGUUUAAAUGUGACCGCAAAGAAUCCGUCGAUUGGGACCGUCCAUAGUCUUAGUGACAUCACUCCGGCCCGAUUUAGGGCAGCACAGCGCAGGUAACAUUGUGCCUGUGUAGGACCGUCCCACCAGGGCUUCAUUGGAACCAUGUCAGCUGGUUUUGUGUGGUUAAAAAUGGUGAUUGAGUAACUACACAUUGGCCUCUGAUAUAUGACAUGAUGUUAUUAGACGUAUGCUAACACCCAAUUCAGUGUAAUUCUGGAAAGCUGGAGUCGGCACUCUGGCUGUGAUGAAUGUUUAAACUUUUUUAUUGUUGUGGUUUUCUGCUGUUUCUCUGCUUGUCCAGUGUUACAAAUGAGGUUCUUACAGAAUUAAAUUUUUCUAAUAUUGCACAAAUCGCUGUGUUACCUUAACAUUCACAUGCUAAACAUUCAAAAACCAAUUCCUCCAAAUAAUCUUGAUUAAUGACAAUGUAAACACUUAAUAAUAAAGAUUACCUGCCUGCAAAUCUAUCAUUUUUUGUUACCCUUUUAACCUGCAAGGACAUGAACCAUCUCAUAACUAAUUUAAUACAUGUAAUACAUGGUAACAUUAGAGAUUGUGGUGUGUUUUUGUUGUUAGUCGUUGCAGUUCCCAAAGGAAAUCCAAUGAGUUUAAGAAAAUUAGUAUUGUUUAACAUUUGGUUUGAGUUUUCCAGGUUUUUAACUUUUUUAACUUUCUUUUGAUCAUUUAUGCCAUAGUGUGUGUUUUUGGAAUUAAUGAUUUUAUUGUUUCUAGUUGGAAAUGAAUGCCGUUGUUUAAAUGCUUAAUUUAUGCAGUAUUAUAGCUUAGCCAAAUAUGUGAAGUUGUUGGUACCGCUUGGUCCUGUGCCUUCACAUUUCUGUUUUCCCCCAAUGAAAGCACUAAAUUAACUGUGUGUCUUUGAAUUUCUGUACAGUCAACUGUUGGAACUGAGUUGUAAAAUGACUGUUUUUCAGAAGGGGAUGAUGGCUUGGAGUUGAAAUUGAGCACUCAUUUAAUACAUAUUUGCUAUAUGGGUAUGCAGUGGUGCUUGUGGGGACGGGGGUAAGGUGCUUUACACACAAACGCUUUUAGUACCUUAACUUGGAUAUCUCAGAUGUGCAGUCGCGCAAGCACAUUUUUACAUGCUUGUUAAUGGCUGGGUUGAGGUUCCUGGUAAAAGUGGUUAAUAAGGAUGUUUUUGUAUUGACUGCGUAAUGGCUGUCUUUGGUACGCAGGGGGAAGUUGCCCAAGUUCUGUGUGUCAUUUAAGGCCGCUAACUGUAAAGUGGUAACUGUUGAGGUGAUACAUGAGUGUCCAAGCUGUUAAAAAUGGCUUUAAAACGGGACAUGCUGUGCCUCACACUGCACCUCGUUCUAUUAGCUCAAGGGCAUAAUAACUGUGCCUCAGCUGGGAAUCAAACCUGCAACCGCUGAUUUACCAGUCCAGUUCCCUAACCAUUACACUGUGGCAUACUCUUCUGUGGUGUAAUUUGUAUCCUUGGCUGGCUGUUUGCAGCCAUAUUUUUGCAUUUGUCACCCAUUGAUCAUUCCCAGUUUCUUCCCCAGCGAUUACUUUAAAAUGGCAUUAUUGAUGGCAACUCUUGAGUGUUGCCUUUUUGUAUUUCGUCUCUCUACGAUAUCUAUGGUAGGCUAGCUAUACUGGCUCCAUCUACCGGCUAGCAUACUGCCUUCCCUCCUCCUCAGAUGACCUUUGAAGAUUGUACUGUCAUUCCAUGGCCAACAGUUGUUGCACCAGGGAUUGGUCCUGCCACCUGGCCUGCCACAUGAUUGGUCCUGCCACCUGACCUGCCACAUGAUUGGUACUGCCACCUGGCAAAUGCGAUUAGAUGAUUCCUGUGUCAUUCUCCCUUGAGGUCCAAUUGAAUAUUUUAACCUGCCCCUUAAGCUCAUAACUUGCCAAAUAAAGCUUGCUCGCUGUAUCUUGUUGCAAUAGGUGGUUCCAGCUAAUAAAAAAAAUAUCUGUGAUUGGAUGCUUAACUGUCAAUCAGAUUUGUAAUCCUCCAUUCAGGCAGUGAAAGGCUGUGUCCGAAAUGGCCUCCUAACCACUGUGUCCUCAACAUAUGUACUGCUAGACAUACUGCCUACUAUUUUAGUAUGUGAUGGGCAGUGGGCAGCAAAAAAAAAAAACCUCCAUACUAUUUUCCAACGGUACUGCGGAAGUGUCGGAAGACGUCCUGAAAAUGUAGCAAAGAUUUUACAGGGAUAGCUCCGCCUCUUUCUCUCUGCUUGUGAUGGGGCCUCCUAAAAAGUGUGGUUUACUUCCUGAAAAGUGUGCUCCUGAAUACUCUCAGUGAAACCCCAAAAAUACCUAUAUCAUCUGGGGAUUUUAAGUACACUGCAUCUAGAGAAUUUCAUCUACUCAACGACUUUCUCAUCCGGUGUACUCAACUUAUAUACUCAGCAGCAGGCAAGUAAGCUGUUUCCUGACGUGGCUGAAGCCUUUUACCAUUCUAAAGAAAGAUUCCACUGCAAAGCUGUUUGCAAACCUUAUUAAACUAAUUUGUUUUCAUAGCUUCCAGCAAAAAAAAAUGUACUUAAGCCUUUAGAUAACAUCAUGAAGUUGGUUGGUUGGUUGGUUUACCACUGUGUAUGAAAGUAUGUGUUUACCAGCUGCUCAGUCCACAGAUGGUAAUUGAUCCUUUGUGUGUAUCCUAUAAAGGGAAAAAUUCUUUCUAUAUAAUUUUGUGCGCGUGCAUUUGAAUAGAUGUGAAAGACAAAAGUAAUUAUCUUGUCACGUUUGACUUUCGUGUUGAGAUCACUGAUUGAAGAAAUUGAUUUUAUUGUGAGGGGGUUGCUGUACAAGUCUGAAAUAGACUUCAUGUAUUCAAAUUGUGGAUUUGAGCAAAUAUAUGCAAUGUUUGAGAAUGCUUAGCUUGCCAGUGUGACGCAUUCAGUUGUCUGAGGUGCUGCUUUAGAAGAAUGCUGGUGUGGAAAAGACGUCUUCAGUAUGUGAAAGCAUUUUGUUUCUGCCAUUGUUUCACGGUUGAACCAUUUCCAAAUGUCCCUUUUUCAUCUUCUGGCUUCUCCGUAUAAAAGCUGCUCAGCGCAUGGACUGGAACAUGGUCACGCAGUUGACACCUUUUGCUGUGAACGUUGUAAUGGUUUCAGUCUACAUGUAGAUGUUGCUAUGAACCGUUAAAAUAUCACUGUAAGUCUGAAAUAAAGCCAACACGUUUGUAAAAGUUAA